Rotaria sp. Silwood2 is the source of this 1521-nucleotide messenger RNA. The record is from the annotation of a GenBank genome assembly. NCBI's taxonomy places the organism in Eukaryota, Metazoa, Rotifera, Eurotatoria, Philodinida, Philodinidae.
AUGGGUUGUGGUUUAUCAAGUAAGACAACAGCAAUAACAUCGACAACAGAUAAUGAUGAAUCUAUGCCAGAUGAAUGUGCAACAAUAUAUCAAGAAGACAAAAUAAGAAAGAUUCUUCCAACUUAUUCUGGAAAUCGUUCUCAUCAAUCGUUGGAUUAUGUUAGUGCAUAUCCCCAAAGAACAAUUACUAGUUCUCAUUCAUCUAUUAUUAAUCCAAUGAGAUCUAUUUCAAAUAAUAGUACUGAAUUAAAUAUACGAUUAAUUGGUGAUGUACAAAAUGAGCCAAAGCAUAUAUUAAGUCCAAUUUGUAGAUACGAACAUUAUCCACUUGUUUCACUUGAAGAAGCUUGUAAACCUCUUCUACCAUUUAUUAAUGAUUUAAAACGUUAUGUUGGAAUUGCCAAACAAAAUUCAAAGAAGCCAAGUGAUAAUCUUACACCAGAUGAAUCAGCUUCUAUUUAUUUAUAUUCAUUGGAAUGGUCAGAUGGUUUAUAUCAAAAAUUAAAUAUUGAUUUACGUCAAGAUAAACGAGAUAAACUUACUCCAUGGUUUUUAUAUUUAAAAUUAUUUUUGACAGCUCUUUUUAAAUUACCCAAUGUCAAAAGUGAAAUUAUCUGGAGAGGAAAUAAAGUAAAAUUUGAAGGUUACAAAAAAGAUACAUAUCAUAUUUGGUGGGCUUUUUCAUCGUGUACAUUAAAUCUUGAAGUACUCGAAUCACAAAUGUAUUUUGGUAAACAAAAUAAUCAAACUAUAUUUUCUAUUCAAGCAUUAAAUGCAAAAAAUAUUCGUAAUCAUUCGUAUUUUAAAAAUGACGAUGAAAUUCUUCUCAUGCCUGGAACUUAUUUUAAAGUUCUUAGUGAAGGAUCUUCAUCAUCUAAUCUUCAUAUUAUUCAACUUAAACAAGUUCAACCACCUCAUGUUUUAUUAGAAUUACCUUUUCAAAUAAGAGAACAAGAAGAAGAAGAUGAUAAUGAUGAAGGAUUUGAAACUGAAAGAUCAAUUAAUAAUGGAAAAAAUAAUAUGAAGACUCUAACAAAUAGUAUAUCACAAUCAAGUGAUAUAAGAAAUUCACCGAUACAAGAAGAAAAAAUCACAUUUACAAAAAUUUCAAAUGCAUUGAAUAAUCGUUCAAAAAUUCCCGAUGGUUAUGCGGGAUUUAACUGGAUAAAUAUUGAUUAUAUUGGUGAAAAUUAUGUUCGUCGUAAUAAACCUGAUUGGAUGAGACUUUUCAAUUUUUAUGAAAUUAUUGCAAUAACAAAUCAUAAUGAUCAUUAUCCUAUGAGUAUGAGUAUAAAACAAAAUAAUGGACAAACUUUUUCUGUUCAAAAUAUUGAAAUUAGUGGUGUUGAUGAAAAAGGACAAAUUAAUAUAAAUGGAUUAUUAGACGGUGAAAAAGUGUGCGAAGAUAGUAUUGAACUUGAUAAUCAACAAGUUUUAAUCAUUGAUUUAGAAUGGGAAAAUAUUGAUACUUUAGAAUUCAAUGGAAAUAUUAAAAUAGCUAUUCAUUCAAUCAGUUUUUGA